Ostrinia nubilalis (European corn borer) is the source of this 571-nucleotide messenger RNA. Its product is annotated as fatty acid-binding protein 1-like. Gene Ontology annotation, cellular component: cytosol; nucleus. The transcript is spliced from 4 exons. Gene Ontology annotation, molecular function: fatty acid binding. Gene Ontology annotation, biological process: fatty acid transport. The record is from RefSeq and is a predicted model, not a curated record. Lineage: Eukaryota; Metazoa; Arthropoda; Insecta; Lepidoptera; Crambidae. The coding region runs from base 45 to 446 and encodes 133 amino acids.
CACCAAUUGCAUUUCCACAGUUUGUUCCAACAAUCAUCCUCACAAUGGCGUACUUUGGCAAGGAAUACAAAUUUGAGAAGGAGGAGAAGUUUGAUGAGUUCAUCAAAGCUGUUGCCUCUGGUGAUGGCGCGGGUGCGUUCCUGGACUUCAAGCCCAACUACAAAAUGGAGAAGAAGGGUGAUGAAUACGUCAUGACCCUCUCCGAAGGUUCCUUCAAGAAGGAGGUCCCCUUCAAGCCAGGUGUACCUUUUGACGAGACGAUGAAAAACGGACUUAAGUGCACCUCAGUGUUCACGGUCGAUGGAGAUACCUUCACCCAGGUCCAGGACUACGGCAGCAAAGGAAAGGUCACCAUGAAGAGAGAGUUCUCACCUGACCAACUUAAAAUUUCCCUCGAAUCCAGUAAUUACGAUGGAGUCGCUUACAGAUACUACGUACCUGUCUAAGUCGCCUUGAUAAUAAUCAGUACUUAUAAGUUAAUAUCUAAAGAAAAUAAAUAAUGUUUGACCAAUAAAAAGUCUGAUCUGUAUUAUACCUAAAUAAACAAUAAUAUUUUUUAACAAAAGAUGUA